AUGCUUUCCAGCAGAAUCUCGCUCCUGUUCCUCUUCUUCUGCCAAGGUAAGUCUGGCAAGGGCUCGAAAGUACCUUGGGACGGAGGGUUGCAUCCGAUGCCAGCCUUGCACGGAACAGGACCAUUGAAACCCACAUGGUGUUCAUUGAUUUCAGGACGAGCAUUGAGUAUACACCCCAUAAACCUCUGUAUAGCUUAGCCGGGAAAGUGAUUCUCUGCUUUCUCUCACUCCCAACACUCGCAUCUCUUAAAGGAACUAAAUUCUCUCCCCAUCGGUUUUGAUCGGCCAAAGUUUCCCCCAUUAAUAUUAUUAUUAUUUGGAUGGGGUUAUUUAUGCUCAGCUGAGCUCAUCCUCACUGCACCAUCUCGCCUCCUCUGGACUUUAAAUCUCUCUCUCUUGCAUGCUGUGUGUCCAGAGAAACCUCACAAAAUUUAGCAAACCGGACAAUAUGUCUGUCCUUAUUGCUCACAAGCCGCUUGGCAUUCAAAAUUCCUCCGAGAUCUUUGCAGCCUAGUUUUUGUUCUUGGUCGACGCGACUUGGACUUCUGCAACCUCCGUGCCGAAAAGGGUUAAGAGACAAUGUAAGCAUAGGCUACAAAAUUCCUUACCGCAGACAGGAGGGUGGAAAAGUUAGCUGGACUUUUUUCAGACAUGAUUUGGACCCUCUCCAUAUUAUUUGCAACCAUUCUCUCCAUGAGAUCCCGGUGAUCUUGUCAGAUUUCCCCUUUCUGGAUUCCUCCUCUCCUAUUUUCCAGUUCAGCCUUUCCAAAUAUGUGCCUUUGCGGUGCCAUCUGGAAUAUGACAGAUACAAGCUGGUGUCCAUAUUUCGUUUCCCACUCGUUUUUGUUUAAAAAAAAUAUGAGAUGUUUUCCUCCCUAUUUGAGAGCAGAAUCAUCUCUCGAAAUGCAAGGUAAACGAAUGCUCUUAGGAACUUGGACGGCAAUUCUGCCCUCUAAUGAUUUCAGAACCCUGGACAGCGAUUCCUCGGCUACUUUCCUAGUUAUUUGUGGCCAGGACCCAAGGCACAAGCGGAGCUCUAAAUGCAUUGUGAUUAAAUAGUGCAUUUUAAAAGAAUCUCACCCACCACCACACACACUUUGAACAGCAGGUCCCUGUGCCCUAAUCAUGAGCUUAGUUUGAAAUUUGUUUUUGUUGUUUAGUCGUUUAGUCGUGUCCGACUCUUUGUGACCCCCUGGACCAGAGCACGCCAGGCACUCCUGUCUUCCACUGCCUCCCGCAGUUUGGUCAAACUCAUGCUGGUAGUUUCAAGAACACUGUUCCACCAUCUCGUCCUCUGUCGUCCCCUUCUCCUUGUGCCGUCCAUCUUUCCCAACAUCAGGGUCUUUUCCAGGGAGUCUUCUAUUCUCAUGAGGUGGCCAAAGUCUUGGAGCCUCAGCUUCAGGAUCUGUCCUUCCAGUGAGCACUCAGGGCUGAUUUCCUUAAGAAUGGAGAGGUUUGAUCUUCUUGCAGUCCAUGGGACUCUCAAGAGUCUCCUCCAGCACCAUAAUUCAAAAGCAUCCAUUCUUUGGCGAUCAGCCUUCUUUAUGGUCCAGCUCUCACUUCCAUACAUCAGUACUGGGAAAACCAUAGCUUUUACUAUACGGACCUUUGUUGGCAAGGUGAUGUGAAAUACACAGAACUAAAACAGCUUCCUGUGUGGCACGGUGAUUGCUGUUUGCACUGUGCUCUGGAUAACGGCCAAAAGGUUUGAUCAAGGGGGUAGGCAGCGUGGUGUAGUGGGUAGAGCUAUCCCGUGGAUAUCCAGAUUCACUCCCAGCUCUGCCACAAAGCUUCUCGGGGGGAGGGGGGGGCGGCAGCGAGGGUGUGUGUGUUGUGCAAAAGUCAAGAUUUCCAGGAAAGAAAACAUUAUAGAGUAUACAAAUGAUCACCCACAGUUGGAUACUCUGUCUGUGUGUGUGUGUGUGUGUGUGUGUGUGUGUGUGUGUUAGGCAAUAAGCAAAGGCAAAAUAAAUUGUGACAUUACCAUAUCACAACAACACUUACCCGGACUGUGUUAUCAUACGGGGGGCAGGCACUAACUAAGCAGAGAUGACCACAUUGGGUUUCUAUUUUGCACCUGCUUCGAUAAAGGUUUGUUAUAUAAAUAAUACUGGGCAACCAUAAUUCCUAAACCGUUUCCCCUCCGCAAAAAAACCCCACACACAUUUCCGUUCCGAUACUGCCAUUGGGGGCCAGCUGUGGCCAGGAAAGUGCCCGCCUGCUAUUUCUCCCCUGAUAUAUAUAUAUAUAUCACUCUUAAUUUGAUUACUUUUCCCUGGGCUGUCAGCUGCUGCUGCUGCUGAGUGGUGUAGAGUUUCUGAAUAGGGUUGCUUGGGAGAGAAUUUGAUGGAUAGAGUUUUGCCCGUGAUCAGGCUCUGGCUGAUGAGCACAUGCAGAGCUGGCAAGGUGUUUUUUUAUUCCCAUCUGAUUCACAAGGGUCUCGGUCUCUUUCUCUUUCUCUCUCUCUCUCUCUCUCUCUCUCUCUCUCUCUCUCUGUGUGUGUCUGCUAGCCUGCCCACCAGCCAUUUGACUUGGUUUCGGCUUUUUGGAGCUUUCUGCUAUGCAGAACAUCUUUCUGCAGAGUACCUGCUCCCUGCGCAGGACAAGCUGCAGCCCGGAUUUGUGCAACUUGGGUCUGUUACACAGAAACCGAAGAAGAGCUGCUUUUUAAUGAGUCAGGCCAGUGCUGCCUGCACAGACUGGCAGUGGCAGGGUUUCAGGCAGGAGACUUCUCCUACCCGGAGGGGCCACCGGGAUUUGAGCUUAUGCAGGCAAAGCAUAUGCUCUGUCGCUGAGCUACUGCCCAUCCAAUAAUAAUAAUAAUAAUAAUAAUAAUAAUAAUAAUAAUGUUUUAUAUCCCGCCCUCCCCAGCCGAAGCCAGGCUCAGAGCAGCUAACAACAAUAAAAUAAUACAACAUUCUAAAAUCAUUUCAUUAUAAAAUUAAUUCAAAUCAAAUUGAUGGCAACCAUUGGGCUGGAGUUCUGUGAAGAUUGCCAAAGGAGGGAGUCAGACUGCGCCCUGGCCAAAGGCCUGGUGGAACAGCUCUGUCUUGCAGGCCCUGCGGAAAGAUGUCAAGUCCCGCAGGGCCCUAGUCUCUUGUGACAGAGCGUUCCACCAGAUCAGGGCCACGGCUGAAAAAGCCCUGGCUCUGGUAGAGGCCAGCCUAACCUCCCUGUGGCCUGGGACCUUCAGGAUGUUUUUGUUUGAAGACUGUAAGGUCCUCUGUGGGACAUACCAGGAGAGGCGGUCCUGUAGGUACGAGGGUCCUAGGCCGUAUAGGGCUUUAAAGGUUAAAACCAGCACCUUAAACCUGAUCCUGUACUCCACCGGGAGCCAGUGCAGCUGGUAUAGCACUGGGUGAAUGUGAUCCCGUGGCAAGAACCCUGUAAGUAGUGAGGACCCCGUAAGGAGUCUUGCCGCAGCAUUCUGCACCUGCUGGAGUUUCUGGGUCAGUCUCAAGGGCAGCGCCACGUAGAGCGAGUUACAGUAAGACACAGGAAUGUGGGAAGCUGCCUUACACCAAGCCACUCCAUUGGCCCAUUUUGCUCAGCAUUGAUGCACUGGCCACGAUCAGCUUUCCAGCAUUUCAGACAAGGGCCUCUCCUGGCCCUACUUGGGAGUUGCUGGGGUUGAAUCGGGGAACUUCUGCAUACAGAAUCGUAUUUUAAUAUUCUGUUGGAAGCUGCCCAGAGUGGCUGGGGAAACCCAGCCAGAUGGGUGGGGUGUAAAUAAAUCAUCCCCAUCCCCGUCAUCAUCAUCACAUUCACCCAGUGCUAUACCAGCUGCACUGGCUCCCAGUGGAGUACAGGAUCAGGUUCAAGGUGCUGGUUUUAACCUUUAAAGCCCUCUACGGCCUAGGACCCUCGUACCUACGGGACCGCCUCUCCUGGUAUGUCCCACAGAGGAACUUACGGUCUUCAAACAAAAACAUCCUGAAGGUCCCAGGCCACAGGGAGGUUAGGCUGGCCUCAACCAGAGCCAGGGCUUUGUCGGCUGUGGCCCCGAUCUGGUGGAACACUCUGUCACAAGAGACUAGGGCCCUGCGGGACUUGACAUCUUUCCGCAGGGCCUGCAAGACAGAGCUGUUCCACCAGGCCUUUGGUCAGGGCGCAGCCUGACUCCCUCCUUUGGCAAUCUUCACAGAACUCUAGCCCAAUGGUUGCCAUCAAUUUGAUUUGAGUUAAUUUUAUAAUGAAAUGAUUUUAGAAUGUUGUAUUAUUUUAUUGUUGUUAGCUGCCCUGAGCCCGGCUUUGGCUGGGGAGGGUGGGAUAUAAAUAAAAAUUAUGUAUUAUUGUGUUAUGUGUGUGUGAUUAUCUUAUUAUCCUCAUCAAAGAUUCUCCACCCCGAUUCAAUCCACAAAUUGAACAAACUCGCUUUUGUACUGUUUUAUUGUUGUUAGCCGCCCUGAGCCCAGCUUCGGCUGGGGAGGGCGGGAUAUAAAUAAAAUUUAUUAUUAUUAUUAUUAUUAUUAUUAUUAUUAUUAUUAUUUUCUAGACAUGUCCCUUAGUACAAAGCUGGUCAGUGUUCUGAAUUUGUCUCCUAUCAUAGAAUCAUAGAAUUGGAAGGCCUCCUAGGGUACCCCGGGGUCUGUCUGGAACCUUAUAUCCCAGCUCGAUCACCAAGAUCAUCUGCAGGAACAUCGUUGGUCGUUCCCCAAGUUCAUAGAAUUGUAGAGUUGAAAGGGGCCCCUUGUGGUCAUCUAGUCCAACCCCCUGCAAUGCAGGAAUCUCAGCUAAAGCAUCCAGGACAGACGGCCGCCCAACCUCUGCUUGAAAACCUCCAAGGAAGAAGAGGCCGCCAUCUCCCAAGGGAGAACGUUCUACUGCCAAAAAGCUCUUACUGUCAGAAAGUUCUUCCUGUUUAGUCAGAACCUCCUUCCUUGUAACUCGAAGCCAUGGGUUCGAGUCCUACCCUCCGGAGCAGGAGAAAACAGGCUUGCUCCAUCUUCCAUGGCACAGCCCUUGAGAUAUUUGGCUGUCCUAUUUCCUCUCAGUCUCUUCUCCCAGCUCCUUCAACCGUUCCUCAUCAGGCUUGGUUUCCAGACCCUUGAUCAUCUCCUCAUCACGCCCAUCUUAGCAGCUUUAAAGUCGAGUUCUCUGGAACUGGGAUUCUUGGAACCUUUAAAAGCUUCCCCUUCUGGUAGCUCCCUUAACCUGGAGCUGCUAGAUGAGUCUGCAAUGUUGCCUUAGACAGAUAAGAAGUGCUUUUUAUCUUUAAAAAAAAUGUUUAGGAGUACUCUCAUUUUCCUACUCAUAUUGAAAUACAGUGGUAUCUCGGGUUACAGACGCUUCAGGUUACAGACUCCGCUAACCCAGAAAUAGUACCUUGGGUUAGGAACUUUACUUCAGGAUGAGAACAGAAAUCGUGCAGCAGUGGUGCGGCGGCAGCAGGAGGCCCCAUUAGCUAAAGUGGUGCUUCAGGUUAAGAACAGUUUCAGGUUAAGAAUGGACCUCCGGAACGAAUUAAGUACUUAACCCGAGGUACCACUGUACUGCCCCUCAAUGAGGUCAAACUUAGAUUCACAAAAUGUCUAGGGGUAUGCGUCCAUCCCCCCCCAGAAAAAAGCACUGCAGGUAAGUCAUGUCGUUGGACAAUCUAGCCAACUUCUGACUUCUUCGACCUCUCAGCUGCUCUCCAGAAGUUCCGCUCCCCGCCAGCUCCUGGGAUUGAUUAACCAGGAAUCUCUGGGGUUGAACCCAAGACAUUCUGCCUGCAAGGCACUGGGAUCUACAACUGAGGUACACCUCGACUGGUGAUGGUUAUCGGAAGGCUCCCUUCUCCCUCACUCCCAUCCAUUGCUUCCUGGCUCAGUUCCUCCAUCUAGACUGGCCUGGGAGUGAAGCUGGUUGAAACUGGAACUGUUAAGCACUGUCCAUGUUGCCCGGGGAACUGUGUGUCUGAUACCCGUGUCCUCCCGCAGGUGCCUCAACCACCCCACUCUACCUAGGAGGGCUUGUACCAGUCCAAGGUCUUGGGUACAAGCUCAGCCUGCUGUCCACGUGCUUGGUGCUGAUGGUGCUACAGGGACGUGGGUGGCGCUGUGGUCUAAACCACUGAGCCUCUUGGGCUUGCCGGUCAGAAGGUUGGCGGUUCGAAUCCCCGCGACGGGGUGAGCUCCCGUUGCUCUGUCCCAGCUCCUGCCAACCAAGCAGGUUGAAUGCACACCAGUGCAAGUAGAUAAAUAGGUACCAUUGUGGCGGGAAGAUAAAUGGCGUUUCUGUGUGCUCUGGUUUCCGUCACAGUGUUCGUUUGCACCAGAAGCGGUUUAGUCAUGCUGGCCACAUGACCAGGAAAGCUGGCUUGUGGACAAACGCCGGCUCCCUCGGCCUGAAAGCGAGAUGAGCGCCACAACCCCAGAGUCGUCUUUGACUGCACUUGACCGUCCAGGGGUCCUUUACCUUGCUGAUGAGCAACUUCAAGACCACUCCUCUCAUAAAAAGGUAAAGGGACCCCUGACCAUUAGGUCCAGUCGUGACUGACUCUGGGGUUGCGGCGCUCAUCUUGCUUUAUUGGCCAAGGGAGCCGGCAUACAGCUUCCGGGUUAUGUGGCCAGCAUGACUAAGCCACUUCUGGCGAACCAGAGCAGCACAUGGAAACGCCGUUUACCUUCCCACCGGAGUGGUACCUAUUUAUGUACUUGCACUUUGACGUGCUUUCGAACUGCUAGGUUGGCAGGAACAGGGACCGAGCAACAGGAGCUCACCCCGCUGCGGGGAUUCGAACUGCCGACCUUCUGAUCGGUAAGUCCUAGGCUCUGUGGUUUAACCCACAGCGCCAAACAAAGAAUUGUAGAGUUGGAGGAGACCCAGCAAUGCAGGGAUAUGCAGCUGUCCCAUAUGGGCAUUGAACCACCGACCUUGGUGUUAUCAGACCAAGCGCUAACCAACUGAGCUAUCCAUAGGGAGCUGCCUUAUUCUAAGCGAGACUCUUGCCCAUCUAGUUCAUUGCUGUCUGCACUGACUGGCAGCACCUCUCCAGGAUAUCUAUCUUUUUUCUUCAAAUUUUUGUAUUAGUUUUCCAAAUUUAUAACAAACAUAUCAACAAACAUAAAAAGAAAACAUCAAAAAAACAAACAAACAUUUAUCCUGACUGUAAUACUCCCACUUUUGUUAUCAUUGUUGGGUGACUUCUUCAAAUCCCCCUGGCUGAGUUUCCAAAUAAGUCAUUGUAGCAGUUUACCAAAACUAUUUUCACAUAAAAUUUACUUGGUCAAUUAACAUCUUUCUUUCUUUUCAUUUUGACUUUUAUCCAUAGUAUUCUACAACAUCACAUAUUUAAAUCCUACGCCAAUCUGUUACUCGCAAGUAAUUCUAUUUAAGUUAUCUUAACAUAUUUAACUAGAUAAUCUUUAAAUUUCUUCCAUUCCUCUUGAUACUCCUCCUCCUUCUGGUUGUGGACUCUUUCGGUUAGGUCAGCUAGCUCCGAGAAAUCCAUCAUCUUCAUCUGCCAUUCCUCCACUGUUGUUGGUGUUGUUGUUGUUUAGUCGUUUAGUCGUGUCCGACUCUUCGUGACCCCCUGGACCAGAGCACGCCAGGCACUCCUGUCUUCCACUGCCUUCCGCAGUUGAGUCAAAUUCAUGCUGGUAGCUUUGAGAACACUGUCCCACCAUCUCGUCCUCUGUCGCCCCCUUCUCCUUGUGCCCUCCAUCUUUCCCAACAUCAGGGUCUUUUCCAGGGAGUCUUCUCUUCUCAUGAGGUGGCCAAAGUCUUGGAGGUCUUGGAGCCUCAGCUUCAGGAUCUGCCCUUCCAGUGAGCACUCAGGGCUGACUUCCUUAAGAAUGGAGAGGUCUGAUCUUCUUGCAGUCCAUGGGACUCUCAAGAGUCUCCUCCAGCACCAUAAUUCAAAAGCAUCAAUUCUUCGGCGAUCAGCCUUCUUGAUGGUCCAUCUCUCACUUCCAUACAUCACUGCUGGGAAAACCAUAGCUUUAACUAUACGGACCUUUGUUGGCAAGGUGAUGUCUCAUGUGAUUUCCAAUUUUUGGCCAGCAAAAUUCUAGCACCUCUCCAGGAUUUCAGGGCUCCGUGAAAUAUGCUUCCCGGCCUCCUAAUUUUGAAGGGGAUCUUAUUUUGGAGGCUGGGCACACAUGGGUGAAAGCUCACAGCCCAGUAACAGGAUCCACUUUCCUGCCUGGUUCCAGGUCAAUUUGUCUUAGAGAGGCAGUGUGGUGUAGUGGUUAGAGGUUUGCACCAGGAACUGGGAGCCCAGGGUUAAAAUCCCGACUCAGCCACGAAGGGUGACCUUGGUGCAGUCACUGCCUCACCUACCUCGCAGGCUUGUUGUGAGGAGAAAAUUGGGGAGGAGGGAGAACCACGUACAACAGCCUGAGUUCCUUGAAAGAGAGGUGGGAUAUAAAUGCAAGAAAUAAAGAGAUUGGCAGAUCUCUAAGCGGUGGCGGGAUUGCUCUCCCUAGCAUGUGGCCUCCACCAAAUUAAACUUAGCUGAAAGGGACCAUCGCCCUGUGCUCUACAACUUAUCAACUGGGAUGAUCUAAAGUUUGUUUUGGGAGUUCAGCUUGGUUAAAAUUCCAAUUCCCUCUGUUUUCUUUGCAAUGUCACCUUGACUGAGAACAUGUUGUGUGUGUAGGGAUCUCUGGAUCAGACUCUGUUGUGCAACAACAACCACCCUGGGGACAACCUCAGAGCACCUCACUUGCUUGCAGAAGGUCUCAGGUUGAUCUUCAAUCAAGGAACAUCUCAAGAGCUUGGACAGAGAUCCUGGGUGCUUGCCAGCUCACCAAUAGCUUGAUUCUGCAUGAGGCAGAUUCCUAUCUUAUCAUAACCCCCCAGGCAUACCCUGGCUGUAUGAUUAUAAAUAUGUAUGUAUGUCAUCUUCUUCUUUGGAGAUCACUUGUAGCCGAGUAAGAUUGUCUUCCAUAAACACGGUCUUAACAGUGAGUCCGUAAGUGACCGUAGAGGCCAAUUCUGGAUCCACACAUCCUUCCACAGUGGGGACAUUGGUUCCCGGGUGGGAGUUGCUCACGGUGUGGAUUUGCGAAGCGUGCCUUCCUCUUAGCGCAUUUCUCCCUUGCGUCCUGAGUUCAUUGUCUUCAAAGCCCAUGACACCUUUGGUAAAGACUGUUCUCCAAUUGGGGAACAUGUUGGUGUAUGUGUGUAUGUAUGUAAAUUUAAUAAAUAAUACAGUGGUACCUCGGGUUAAGUGCUUAAUUCAUUCUGGAGGUCCGUUCUGAACCUGAAACUGUUCUUAACCUGAAGCACCACUUUAGCUAAUGGGGCCUUCUGCUGCCGCUGCACGAUUUCUGUUCUCAUCCUGAAGCAAAGUUCUUAACCCAAGGUACUAUUUCUGGGUUAGCGGAGUCUGUAACCUGAAGCCUAUGUAACCUGAGGUACCACUGUAAUGAUGUUAAAGGUAAAGGGACCCCUGACCAUUAGGUCCAGUCAUGGCUGACUCUGGGGUUGCGGCGCUCAUCUCGCUUUAUUGGCCGAGGGAGCCGGCGUACAGCUUCCGGUUCAUGUGGCCAGCAUGACUAAGCCGCUUCUGGCGAACCAGAGCAGCGCACGGAAACGCCGUUUACCUUCCCGCCACAGUGGUACCUAUUUAUCUACUUGCACUUUGACGUGCUUUCGAACUGCUAGCGUUGGCAGGAGCAGGGACCGAGCAAUGGGAGCUCACCCCGUUGCGGGGAUUCGAACCGCCGACCUUCUGAUCAGCAAGUCCUAGGCUCUGUGGUUUAACCCGCAGUGAUGUUAAGGUACUCCAAAAGUUACCUUGGGGUAUGUUUGCCUGCAGAGCUGGCUGACUCCCCAGUUCUCGUUCAGGCUGUGCCUGCAGCUGUCAAUCAAAUAGGGAACCAAUUCCAGCCUCGUCUGCAACAAUACCUAGUGGUAGCCGAGUUAAUGUAUUUUUCAUCUUUUGUAAAGGAAAUGGGAGGUGGUGGCUGCCGGCUGUGUUUUGGCGUUAACAGCCUUGCACUACACAAUUUCCACUCUCUCUUUGUUCAGCAUCACUCCCCCACCCCCCUUCCUUGUUGUUGUGCUGCAUCCAGGGUUAUGUAAUAGUCUUAUGCAAGAUGAAGGAUCAGCUCACCUGAACAACUUAUCACUAUUCGAUCUCCCUAAGUCACCAGGCUCCCUCUCUGUCUCCAGCCUGCUGCAGAUGGGCAGAGAGGAUUGCCAGAUCAUCCCUUGAAGACUCCUUAAUCCCAUCAUCUUCUUAGGUUCACACCUUGAACCCUCAACACAGGACCUGCUGGGAUUCAGCCGAGGUUUAUUUUAAAAAGUGAACGGUUUUUCCUCUAAAAAUUAAAAAGUUCACAAAAUUGGCUAGCUGCAACAUCGAUUUCCAGUAAAGCCAUUGUUUUGGUUCUUUUAAAAAAACCCACAACCUAAAUUUUAUCAAGGUUUAUAAUAUAAAAUUAUAAAAUGAAAGGUUAUAUAUAAUUAUAUAAUGAAAGGUUAUAUAUAAUUAUAUAAUUAAAGGGUUUAUAAAAAUACAAAACUUGAUAUAUUUUCCCUUUUUAAAAAACCAAAUCAAGACUUUUAUAUAGAUACAGUGGUACUUCGGGUUAAGAACUUAAUUCGUUCUGGAGGUCCGUUCUUAACCUGAAACUGUUCUUAACCUGAAGCACCACUUUCGCUAAUAGGGCCUCCUGCUGCCGCUGCACAAUUUCUCUUCUCAUCCUGAAGCAAAGUUCUUAACCCGAGGUACUAUUUCUGGGUUAGCGGAGUCUGUAACCUGAAGCGUAUGUAACCUGAAGCGUAUGUAACCCGAGGUACCACUGUACAAUAAAAACGUGGGGGGGGGGAAUAGAGAAGGAAAAAGGAAGAAAUUGAAAGAAUAGAAAAGAGGUUAAAAGAGAAAGAUAGGAGAAUAAGCUGUCCGUUUUGUUCUGAUGGGGAGUAAAUUCCAUCUACAAAAUGCCAGCUUCCCCUCCUGGGCUGAACAGUACUUUUUGGAGAUUUCUAAAAAAUAAAAUAAAAAUCACUGCUACAUUUCUGCAUUUGGGCUGCUGUUACAAAAGCCUGAGAGUGAGGUCCAAAACCUAAGUAGAAGCUGGCAUUUCAGCCUUGGAGCAGAACUGAAGACUUUGUGCACAUCACAAAGGACACGCUCAUUUCUAAGCGAAGAAAGGAGUUCCUUUUAAACUUUUUUGCAGAUAAUAAUAAUAAUGGCAAAACGUUUCCCAGGUUCUUGGCAACCUUAGGACCAGGAGAACACGCUCAUUCUUUGCAAGACAAUUAGGAACAAGCUGUACCAGGAUUAACAAUGCUGUGAGCCUUCUGGGCAGAAUAUGUGUCAUUUUUUAAACAUCAGUGAACAGCUGUUCCCCUUGCAAUUUUAAUAAGCCAGGCUUAGUGGGCAAAAUUAAGAGCGAGAAAGCGAAGAGGUGGCCUGGCACCUGCACAGGUUGGACACGCUGAGUCUCUUUCGCUCUGUCAUUGUCUGGUUCCUUCAGCACCUGAGAGAACACAAAGGCAAAAUGGAUAAGGCUGCUUUUCAAAAGCCCAGACUCUUCGUUUUCCUUUCCUUUCCCUCAAUUCUUUUCUCAUUUAGACUGCAAGCUCCUGGGGCAGAGAGCUGGCUUUUCUCACUUGUCCUUGUUCUGCAAAAUGCUUUGUGCAUUGACGGCGCGAUAUAACAAACGUUCGGAGGAGCAAACUGGAGAGAUCAAAAGGCGAGGUUUGCAAAGAGCCAAGGGGGUGUUUAAAGGACGCCUCUCGUGUUGUUGUUUUUUUAACAGCGGGGAGAACUUUGGCAAGAACUUUUGACACGCAGAGAGAGAGCUGGUGGGGAACCCUCUGCUGAAACAGCCGCUUGUAUGUCUCGAUAGUUCAGCACAGCAUUGACCUAUGGAACUCACACCCACAAGAGGCAACGAUGGCCACCAACCUAAUAAUAAUAAUAAUAAUAAUAAUAAUAAUAAUACAGUGGUACCUCAGGUUAAGUACUUAAUUCAUUCCGGAGGUCCGUAGUUAACCUGAAACUGUUCUUAACCUGAAGCACCACUUUAGCUAAUGGGGCCUCCUGCUGCUGCUGCACCGCCGGAGCACAAUUUCUGUUCUCAUCCUGAAGCAAAGUUCUUAACCUGAAGCACUAUUUCUGGGUUAGCGGAGUCUGUAACCUGAAGCGUAUGUAACCUGAAGCGUAUGUAACCUGAGGUACCACUGUAAUAAUAAUAAGAAUAGAAUAAUAAUAAUAAUUUUUAUUUAUAUCCCGCCCUCCCCAGCUGAAGCCGGGCUCAGAGCAGCUAACAACAAUAAAAGUAACACAAUUUACACAAAAUCACCAUCAAUUAAUUAAAAUACAUUCUAAAAUCAUUCAUUCUGAAAUCAAUUCAGAAUCAAAUUAAUGGCAACCAUUGGGCUAGAGUUCUGUGAAGAUUGCCAAAGAAGGGGGUCAGACUGUGCCUUGGCCAAAGGCCUGGUGGAACAGCUCCGUCUUGCAGGCCCUGUAGAAAGAUGUCAAGUCCCGCAGGGCCCUAGUCUCUUGUGACAGAGCGUUCCACCAGAUCGGGGCCACAGCCGAAAAAGCCCUGGCUCUGGUUGAGGCCAGCCUAACCUCCCUGUGGCCCAGGACCUCCAAGAUGUUUUUGUUUGAAGACCGUAAGGUCCUCUGUGGGACAUACCAGGAGAGGUGGUCCCGAAAGUACGAGGGUCCUAGGUCGUGAAGGGCUUUAAAGGUUAAAACUAGCACCUUAAGCCUCGAGAGCCUUUCAAAGAGCAUUGGACAAAUUCAUGGCGGAGAAAGCCAUCAAUGGCUGCUAGCCAUCACAACUAUUAGCUAUGCCUCCACAGAUGGAAGCAAAUAAUUCUUCUGGAUAUCGGCUGGGGCUGCAUGAGGGGACUUGGGUUCAAGUCCUGCUUGUGGGUUUCCCAUGGGCACUGUGAGAACAGGAUGUUGGGAUAGCUGGACUAUCGGCCUGAAACAUAAACCCUGCCUUCUUUUUAUAUUUGAUCAGCCUGCUUGAACUGUUGGGGUCUGUUGAACUGGUGGGGUCCAGAAGUCCCAUCUCUGUUUAUUGAUACAUGACCUUGAGCAAAAGGUAUUCAAUCAAUCAAUCAAUCAUUUUUAAUUUGUACAGUGGUACCUCGGAUUAAGUACUUAAUUCGUUCUGGAGGUCCGUUCUUAACCUGAAACUGUUCUUAACCUGAAGCACCACUUUAGCUAAUGGGGCCUCCUGCUGCUGCUGCACCGCCGGACCACGAUUUCUGUUCUCAUCCUGAAGCAAGCUUCUUAACCUGAAGCACUAUUUCUGGGUUAGCAGAGUCUGUAACCUGAAGCAUCUGUAACCUGAGGUACCACUGUACAGCGUCUUUCUAUCUUACAAUACUCAAGGCGGUUUACAAGCUGAAGAAACAAAAAAUGUACCAGUACAUCUUAUAGCAAUCUAAUGCAAUACAGUGGAACCUCAGGUUACAGACGCUUCAGGUUACAGACUCCGCUAACCCAGAAAUAGUACCUCGGGUUAAGAAAUUUGCUUCAGGAUGAGAACAGAAAUCGUGCAGCGACGGCACAGUGGCAGCAGCGGGAGGCCCCAUUAGCUAAAGUGGUACCUCAGGUUAAGAACAGUUUCAGGUUAAGACCGGACCUCCAGAACGAAUUAAGUUCUUAACCUGAGGUACGACUGUACAAAAAUGUGAUAAUAAAAUAUAACUUUAAAAUAGGCAACCUACAUCAAAAAAGUAACAUUCAACAAUCAUUAGAAUAGUAUAAAAUAAUAAUAUCAACAUAUAAAAGUUAAACAGAAAUCCACUCAACAGUUACAAUAAAUAUGAUUUCUAAAUAUGAUUUCCCAGAGGACAGGAUCACACUUCAAAACGACCUUGACAGAUUAGAGAACUGGGCCAAAACAAACAAGAUGAAUUUUAACAGGGAGAAAUGUAAAGUAUUGCACUUGGGCAAAAAAAAUGAGAGGCACAAAUACAAGAUGGGGGACACCUGGCUUGAAAGCAGUACAUGUGAAAAGGAUCUAGGAGUCUUGGUUGACCACAAACUUGACAUGAGCCAACAGUGUGAUGCGGCAGCUAAAAAAGCCAAUGCAAUUCUGGGCCUUAUCAAUAGGAGUAUAGCAUCUAGAUCAAGGGAAGUAAUAGUGCCACUGUAUUCUGCUCUGGUCAGACCUCACCUGGAGUACUGUGUCCAGUUCUGGGCACCACAGUUCAAGAAGGACACUGACAAACUGGAACGUGUCCAGAGGAGGGCAACCAAAAUGGUCAAAGGCCUGGAAACGAUGUCUUAUGAGGAACGGCUAAGAGAGCUGGGCAUGUUUAGCCUGGAGAAGAGGAGGUUAAGGGGUGAUAUGAUAGCCAUGUUCAAAUAUAUAAAAGGAUGUCACAUAGAGGAGGGAGAAAGGUUGUUUUCUGCUGCUCCAGAGAAGCAGACACGGAGCAAUGGAUCCAAACUACAAGAAAGAAGAUUCCACCUAAACAUUAGGAAGAACUUCCUGACAGUAAGAGCUGUUUGACAGUGGAAUUUGCUGCCAAGGAGUGUGGUGGAGUCUCCUUCUUUGGAGGUCUUUAAGCAGAGGCUUGACAACCAUAUGUCAGGAGUGCUCUGAUGGUGUUUCCUGCUUGGCAGGGGGUUGGACUCGAUGGCCCUUGUGGUCUCUUCCAACUCUAUGAUUCUAUGAUUCUAUGAUUCUAAACUAUAAUCAAUAAAACCAUGGCAAGCCACAGUACAUAUACAAUACAAAUUGAGAAGCAGAGACUAGAGGGUGGAGCAAGGCAAGGUAUUGUCUCUCGCAUUUUACAGAGGGAAAGUUAAGGCUAACAGUGACCUACCUCACAGGGUGGUUGUGUGUUCCAUGUUUGCAGCGAGGUGAUCAUCCUCUAUGUUCCAAAGCUCCAGUUACGUGUGAAUAUUUCUGACCAAACAAACAAGAGAUAACUCUCUCUUUUUUCCAGCCCUGGCGCUGCCGUUACCCACCCAGCUCUCGGAGGAGGACGAAAAGGUAAGAACAGGAAAAAGGGUGGGGUGGUCAUGGCACCUAUAUUGGACCCCAUGUGUACUAUACCUUUAAAGCUUCCCCCAAAUAAUUCUGGGAAGUGUAGUUUGUUAAUUAUUGAGUUAUUAUUAAUUGAAUUUAUAUACUAACCUAUACCUGCAGGUCUCAGGGUGGUGCAUAGACAGGAGGCUUCUAUUCCCCCUGGUGCAAUACUUAGAACGCAUAAUAAUAAUAAUAAUAAUAAAAAUAAUAAUAAUAUUUAGAUGCCGCCCAUCUGGCUGGGUUACCUCAGCCACUUUGAUCGGCUUCUAGCAAAAAUAUAAAAACACAACACAACAUCAAAAACUUCCCUACACAGGGUUUUUGUGAUUAAUUCCUCUUCCCAGGGAACUCUGGGAUUCAUAGCUCUGUUCAGUACUUUUUUUGUUUAAAAUGUUUAGGGGGUUCUCUCAUUUUCCUACUCAUAUUGAAAUACUGCCCCUCAAGGAGACCAAACUUAGAUUCAGAAAAUGUUUAGGGGUAUGCGUACCCCUGCGUUCGCCCAGAAAAAAAGCACUGGUUCUGUUAGGAUGAUAGAGGGGUCUCCUGGCAACUCUCUGCAUCAUGGGUAGGCAAACUAAGGCCCGGGGGCCGGAUCCGGCCCAAUCGCCUUCUCAAUUCAGCCCAUGGACGGUCUGGGAAUUAGCAUGUUUUUACAUGAGUAGAAUGUGUCCUUUUAUUUAAAAUGCAUCUCUGAGUUAUUUGUUGGGCACAGGAAUUCAUUCAUUUUUUCCCUUCAAAAUAUGGUCUGGCCCCCACAAAGUCUGAGGGACAGUGGACCGGCCCCCUGCUGAAAAAGUUUGCUGACCCCUGCUCUGCGUGCUUACCAAAACUACAGCUCCCAGAAUUCUUUGGGGGAAGCCAUACCUUUUUCUUAAAGUUCAUUUUGAUGGGUUGUUUUUUGUUGCCAGGUUACUAAGUGCAUCACCGAAAUCCUCGCAGACACCCUCUCCAGACCCAGCCCAAUUCCGGUGACCAGUGAAUGCACGAAGAUACUUAGAGAGGGUAAGUUACGGUCUGUGUGGUCAAACUCCUUAAGCGGUGUCUGCAAAUACCCACAUCCUCAAAGUAAUGUGAAAAUAGGCCUUUUUAGUGGUGGCUCCCCGCUUGUGGAAUGUUGCCAGAAAGAGGCAAGGCCCCGCUGCAUCUGUGUUGCCCAGCAACCGUCAGCAGCAGCAGGAAGAAGACGACACAGGGCAGCCCUAUCUUUUCCGGCAACCACCAGCAGAGGGAACCACUGCUCUUGGUUGUUGUUGCCUAACAACAAACAGCCACCAGAAAACCAGAAGCAGACCUGCUGUUGCGACUGUGUUACCUGGCAACAGCCUCUCUGUUGCUUAGCUACCACCACUAGGAUGGGAGCCUCUGGGCAGGGGCAAGCGUGAAGGAGGCCCUGUUUGUGGUAAAUUGCCACAGAACAGGGAAGACUUUAUCAGGGCCACUUCUGUGUAAUCGUUUCUCACGGGACAACAGGCCUAAACUGUCCUAAUCUCUAUUUAUUAUUCAGAUGGUUAUACCCCCGUGGCUUACAACAUAUCAGCCUUGACCAACCUCUGAGAUUCUAACCUGCUUCCCUGCAGACAUUUUGGACUACAAAUCCCAUCAGCCCUGCUGGUCCAGGCUGAUGGGAGUUGUAGUCCAAAACAUCUGGAGGGGACCUGCUUAGUGAAGGCUGCAAUGGACGGUGGUGAAACACACAAAGGCACACACCUGUACUUUUAUCUCAAACCACACCACCCGGCAGCCUGUAAUUCCCUGCUGAGAGUAGAGACCCCUAUUCCCCUCAUGGAGCUACAGUUCCCAGGAUUACAUGUGGAAAAUGUAUUGAUUGUUAAGCCCCUCAGCAGCCUUAACAAACAACAUCUCCCAGAAUGUUUUGGGGGAAGCCAUGGCUGUCUAAAGCAGGCGUGGCCAAACUUGGCCCUCCAGAUGUUUUGGGACUACAACUCCCAUCAUCCCUGACCACUGGUCCUGUGAGCUAGGGAUGAUGGGAGUUGUAGUCCCAAACCGGCUGGUGGGCCGAGUUUGCCUAUGCCUGUUCUAAAGCUGAGAACCACUUAGUGCUUUAAAAUCGUAGCGCUUUAAAUGGAUGCUGCGGAUGCGGCCGUAGUCCCUUAGCAGAGGCCGGUUGUUUUUCUGAGGCUGAACAACUGGAGCAACUCCUUUGCACUUGGCUGGCGUUCCUGCCGGCCUUCAAAGCCACGCGCGAUGUGUGCGAUGUCUGGAAUCCAUGAUACUCGCUGCGAGUUUAAUUGGCACCCUGUCUGUUUUCAGAUGAGAGAGUCCUUGCGAUGCUUCACCACCAGCACCUGCUAACGGAGCUGGAGGAACUCACGCAUCAAGGUAAACAGGCGAGCCAAAUCCAGCCAUUCCCCGUUCUGUCGAGGAGAUGUCUUUCUGAGCCUUGGAAUCCGUUUUGCAAGGGCUGAGAUUAGUGCCAGCUCCAGGGUGCUGGAGAACAUUGGUUUUUAUUUCUUUCUUUACUAUCACUUUUUUCUCAAAGUACCUCAAGGCAGCACACCUCUUCCCAUUUUAUCCUCCAAACAACCCUGGGAGGGAGGUUAGGCUAGAAGAAGAAGAAGAAGAAGAAGAAGAAGAAGAAGAGCCAGGCUUGGGGCAGCUAACAUCCGGAAUUUCCCUGACAUAGCCAAAAUACUGCAGUGUCUGCGUGAAAAUCACUAAAAAACAUCAGGGAAAACCUGGAUGUAUGGCAACCCAUGUUAGCGAUGGGUUUUUUUGGCGAUUUUCCUGAAAAACAGCCCCCAAACUUCAUUUUUUGUCAUCUUUCCUCAAAAAUAGCUCCAAAACUUGGGGCAAAGGUUUUUUUAAAAAGCUCAACAAAUUUUUGAAAUAGGGCAACCCUAACUAAAAGUUUGUGUGUGGCAGGUAAAAAUAAAUAAAAAGGGUUGCUAGUCCUCCUCAGAGUAGACCCACUGAGAGAGACAUGACUAACUUGAAUUCAUUAAUUUCAGUUGGUCUACCCCCAGGUAGGACUUAGGUGAAUACCACCCACUGUCACACAAAAAAACCCCAUGGCAACUCCCAUAUUUUUGUGGUGGUUCCCAUUUUAUUUUACCCGCCAUGUGUGCUGGACCUAGAACUUGGCAUUGCGGGGAAAUUAAGAUGGCGGGUGCAAAUAUGGCUGCCAAGGGUCCCAGAGUGGGGAGCUCAGGAAGCAGUGGCCUCCUGCAGGCCUCACCAAUGACAUGGUCUCCGGAAAGUUAGACAACGUUGGUGCCAGGCCUGGUUGGGGAGGAAACAUGGAGUGAGAGAGGCCCAAAUAUCGAAGCGGAGAUGGUGUGAAACUGCAGCAGGACUGGGAGAAAAUGUCUGCGAAACAGACACAAAAAAAGAGCGAAAGGCAGACUUUUGGGACUUUUAAUAAUAAUAAAUUUUAUUUAUACCCCGCCCUCCCCAGUCAAGACCGGGCACAGGGCGGCUAACAACCAAUAAUAAAAACAAGUUGAUUAAAAUACAAUUUAAAAAACAAGAUUAAAAUACAACAUUAAAAGAUUAAGAUGCAGCCUCUUCACAGGAGGAGAAAGGAAAAAGGAAAGAGGGGAAGGGAAUCAAGUUGAUUCCAAGCCAAAGGCCAGGCGGAACAACUCUGUCUUACAGGCCCUGCGGAAAGAAAUCAGAUCCCGAAGGGUCCUGGUCUCAUGAGGCAGAGCAUUCCACCAGGCCGGGGCCAGUGUUGAAAAGGCCCUGCCCUCUGGUUGAGGCUAAUCUGACUUCCUUAGGGCCCGGGACCUCUAGGGUGUUGCUAUUUAUGGACCUUAAGGUCCUCCGUGGGGCAUACCAGGAGAGGCGGUCCCGUAGGUACGAGGGUCUUAGACAAACAAAAAACAAAAAAACACCCCCACCUUCGGUUGCCUUCCCUGAAAUUAUCUCAUCCCCACUGCAGAAAAUGAGAAGCAUCGUUUGGGACAUGAAGGCAACCAUGAGGUUUGGGAAGAGGAGGAACAAGAGGAAGUGAAGAAGAGAGAUGUCAAGCCUGCCCAGCAGAGAGAAGAAGCUGCGUUGGAGAAGACAGAGGAGCAAAAUGGGCAGGCGAAUAAAGAGGAGCAGGAGCUGAAAGAGUUUGAGAAGAUGGAGAAGACUGAGGAGAAGGUGAAGGAAGAGAAGGUCUCCCGAGGAGAGGAGAACAGAGAGGGUCUGGAGGAACAAGCCAAGGAGCGGAUGGGGGAGGAAGAAGAGGAUGAGGAGAGCGAUGAGGAGGACGAAGCGAGGAGGAAGAAGAAGAGAAGCUCCUCAGAGACGUGGUCUUCUAAGGAAUAUUUUGGGCACAUCAAGAAGAGGCGCCCCGGGCCUCCAAAGAUCAGGAAGGUGAUGCUUCGAGGAAGUCAAGAAGACGAGAAGAGGAACGGGCUGAGCAAGAGGCACUUCAGGUCAGAGGAGGAAGAGGAGAGCUCUGAAGAGGAGCCGAAGAAAUACCACCACGGAAGGUACAGCGAUGGCCACCAUCACCAUGAAGACUGGGACGAGGAGGAGGAAGAGAAGAAGAGAUCUGAUCUGGAGAAGAGGGUGGCCGAGAAGGCCAGCGAUGAGGAGACCGCCCAGUUUGAGGAGGAAGAGAAAGGCGUGAAGAUCUCCAACUCCCAGGCCCAGCUCCACGGAAGGUGGAAGCCAUGGGGAGAAGGAGAGGAGAAGGAUGAGGAGAAAGAAGGCAAGGCGAGGCAUGGGCAUCACCACAAACCGGCCGGCUUUGACCUCAAGAAGAGGCACUGGAAGGACGACGUCUAUCUGAAGGGCGGCAGGUAUCGUGGCCAUGAAGAGGAGGAAAGGGAGAGCGAGGUCAGUAUCCAUACUUGUUCCCAUCACAAGGCUUGAGUUGGUUAAGUAGCAAGAAGGAGAGGGGAUGGGGGAGAGCAGAUGGACAACUAUCCCAACGGAGAGGUGUAGAAAGAGGAGGUCUCCGAAGGGUCGCUGUUGGGACCUGUGCUUUUUAUCUUGUUCAUCAACCAGUACGUUUCUGAGCACAAUUCAAAGUGUUGGUGCUGACCUUGAAAGCCCUAAAGGGCCUCGGUCCUGUACACCUGAAGGAGCGUCUCCACCCCCAUCGUUCUGCCCGGACACUGAGGUCCAGCGCUGAGGGCCUUCUGGCGGUUCCCUCAUUGGAAGAAGUGAGGUUACAGGGAACCAGACAGAGGGCCUUCUCGGUGGUGGCUCCCGCCCUGUGGAACGCCCUCCCUUCAGAUUUCAAGGAAAUAAGCAGCUAUCUUCUUUUUAAAAGACAUCUGAAGGCAGCCCUAUUUAGGGAAGUUUUUAAUAUUUAAUGCUGUAUUGUUUUUAACACUUGAUUGGAAGCCGUCCAGAGUGGCUGGGGAAACUCAGCCAGAUGGGCGGGGUAUAAAUAAUAAUAAUAAUAAUAAUAAUAAUAAUAAUAAUCGCUUUUAAAUGAGUCAGAUGAACUGUGGAACUCAUCCUGGCAGGAGCCAAUGACAGCCACCCACCUGGAUGGCUGAUUUUUAAAAAAAUGCUUUUUAUUGGUGUUUCAUUUAAUACAUACAAACAAAAUACAGUAAAAUUCAACAACCAUUAACCCACAUUCUUUCCCCACACUCUGCUGAGCACUGACUUCCUUCCCUCCCUUCAACAGGUUUUCUUAUGUCAGUUACUUUUCCAGUUUCUUGUUGUAUCCAAUCCUAUCUACGUCAUAAGAUUUAUUUCAGUCCUGCCAGAGUCUUCAAAUUUCUACAGUUAUUAUUUACGUACUCCAUAAAUUUCCUCCAAUCUUUUUGGAAUUUUGCUUCCUCCUGAUUUCGGAUUCCACAGGUCAGUUUUGCUAGUUCCGCAUAAUCAACCAUCUUUCGUCUGCCAUUCCUCUAUUGUUGGCUAUUCUGGUACUUUCCAUUUUUGGGCUAAUGAAGUUCUGGCAGCAGUCAUAGCAUACAUAAAUAACCUUUGAUCUACUUUUUCCAUUUCCUCUCCCAUCAAGCCUGGCAAGAAAGCUUCCGGCUUUUUCGGGAAAGUGUAUUUAAAUAUCUUUUUCAAUUCGUUAUAAAUCUGUUCCCAAAAGUGUUUCAUUUUCUCACAUGUCCACCCCACAUGGAUGGCUUUGAAAGAGGUUUGGACAAAUAUAAGGAGGGAAACGCUAUCCAUGGCUGCUAGCCAAGAUGCCUAUGUUCUGCCUCCACGGCCAGAGGCAGCAAAGCUUCGGAAUACCAGUUCCUGGAAACCGCAGGGCUCUUGUGCUCGGAUCCUGCUUCUGGAUCCCCACAGGCUACUGUGAGAACAGGAGGCUGGACAAGAUGGGCAGCACUGGUUUGAUCCAGGAAGCUCUCCUAAAGUUCUCCUGAGUUAUCUUCUCUGGGGUAAGGGAACGGAGAACGCUUACGAACUGGCCCCAGAGGCACUCUAAACCUGGAAGAAGUUUGCAGGUGUGUGGAAUCUGAAGCGAUAAACCCGAGACCUUCUGGAAACAUGGCAAUGUGAGAAAGACAGAACACUUACACAGCGUCGGGGUAGCAUAGGUCUUCAAUCUCUCAUUUGCAACCUGAGCAGGCCCUCCAGAAAGCAAUAAUAAAUAAUAAUAAUAAAGUUUUAUUUAUAUCCCGCCCUCCCCAGCUGAAGCCGGGCUCAGAGCGGCUAACAACAAUAAAAGUAACACAGCAUUCUAAAAUAAAUUCGUUUUAAAAUCAAUUCAAAAUAAAAUUAAUGGCAACCAUUGGGCUAGAGUUCUGUGAGGAUUACCAAAGGAGGGGGUCAGGCUGUGCCCUGACCAAAGGCCUGGUGGAACAGCUCUGUCUUGCAGGCCCUGCGGAAAGAUGUCAAGUCCCGCAGGGCCCUAGUCUCUUGGGACAGAGCGUUCCACCAGAUCGGGGCCACGGCCGAAAAAGCCCUGGCUCUGGUUGAGGCCAGCCUAACCUCCCUGUGACCCGGGACCUCCAAGAUGUUUUUGUUUGAAGACCAUAAGGUCCUCCAUGGGACAUACCAGGAGAGGCGGUCCCGUAGGUACGAGGGUCCUAGGCCAUAUAGGGCUUUAAAGGUUAAAACCAGCACCUUGAACCUGAUCCUGUACUCCACCGGGAGCCAGUGCAGCUGGUAUAGCACCGGGUGAAUGUGAUCUCGUAGUGAGGACCCCGUAAGGAGUCUCGCCGCGGCAUUCUGCACCUGCUGGAGUUUCUGGGUCAGUCUCAAGGGCAGCCCCACGUAGAGCGAGUUACAAUAAUCAAGCCUGGAGGUGACCGUUGCGUGGAUCACAGUGGCGAGGUCAGGGCGAGAGAGAUAAGGAGCCAACUGCUUAGCUUGGCGGAGAUGGAAAAAUGCCGUAGUUAGAAGCUGGAGGAAUUCAGUGGCUUGAAAAAAAUAGUAAUUCUGCAGUGAACUCCAACCAGAAACUUUCUCUUUCCGAAACCUGAAGGCUCGAGAUCCGUAGAGGGAUAGAAGGGAGGGUGUUACCCAACUCUCCUACCUUCACAGCGUCACCUUUCAGCCAGUGCUGCUACUGGCAAGGCCUUUCCUCUCCUCUCUCUCAUAUGCAUAUCCUCUCUCUUUCCAGGUCCAGGAGCUUGAGAAGCUUGAAGAGAUCGAGCGGGAGCUGAAGAGGGCAGCUGAGAAGCUGGAGGAGCUGAAGAGGGGGUAG
Messenger RNA from Podarcis lilfordi (Lilford's wall lizard), 22527 nucleotides. The record is from the annotation of a GenBank genome assembly. Lineage: Eukaryota; Metazoa; Chordata; Lepidosauria; Squamata; Lacertidae.